AUAAUGUACCACAUACAUACACAAACUCAGCCAUAUACGGAGUAGAUUGAAUCAAAGAAACGGAUAUGUCUUCAGAAGCGAUUGAACUGAAUGGAAAUGCGACCAGAGGUGAUGCAGGGCAGCAUCCUCGGCCGAGCCGCUUUUCAAGGAACACCCCAAUUAACAUGAACCAUUAUGCCAAUAAGAAGAGUGCAGCAGAGAGCAUGCUGGAUAUAGCACUACUGAUGGCCAAUGCGUCCCAGCUGAAGACCAUCCUAGAGCUGGGUCCAGAUUUCUCCUUUUAUGUUCCUCUCAUCUCUCUCAUCAGCAUCUCACUCACCUUGCAGAUCAUCGUGGGGGUCUUACUAAUCUUCAUAGUAAAGUGGAAUCUGAAUGACGCAAAUAAACACUACAUUCUGAAUCUACUGGAGAACAUUGUUACAGCGCUCGUCUUCAUCAUCGUAGUAGUAAACAUUUUCAUCACAGCGUUCGGCGUUCAAAGACCACAUGAAAAGAAGGUGUAACCAAAGCUUCUCAGAUAAUGAGGUUUCUACAGGUAUGUAGUAAUUUCCAACUAUAAUGGACAUCUGCCAUUACAAGUCAAAACGUGUGCUCUAUGUAAAUUAUAUGCCUUUUGUUUUUACAUACAGAACUUUUUAGCCCCCAAAUGAGGCAACAACUGCUUAAUUUGGGUAUUUGUGGGUUAUAACUUCAAAUGAACACAUAUAUCUAAUUAUGAUAAUAUUAUUAUUGUAAGAUAUUAAGUAAUUAUUUAUAAUCAUGUAAUAAGUAUAGUUAAGACACUUUGAUUGUGAAAUAUGAGCAAAUACCAUACCAUUACUUUAAGACUGAAAAUAAUGAAGUCAAUGGCAAAGGACAUUGUCAGAUACAUUGAAGUAAAAAAAAAAGAAACGCAUAGUACCAAUGCAACAUGUAGGGACUCUUCAUACUGCCUACCUGAUAGCCUGUGUCUACAAAGAAAUACUGUACUGACUGUUUUUAUAUUAUGCCAUUACAUAUGUCAUUUUUUUGUAAAACUAUACAAUUAUGUACUGUUUGUGUGUACAUUUUAGCUCUGUUCACAUUAACACUUUUGCACAUAAAUUGCACAACAAGCUUGUGUUUGGUGUUAUCUUAUGUUGGUAUUUCUGACAUUUAGAAGCCUUACAGUAUGAUUUUAAGAAAUAAAUAAAGGACUAAAUUAUAACAAAGGUCUUCAUAAACCUGAGCAGCUUGCAGUGAAGGCAAACAAGGCUGACAAUUAAUCUACAUCAGUGGUUCACAUGCUUUUAUACUCCA
Messenger RNA from Xyrauchen texanus (razorback sucker), 1278 nucleotides. RefSeq names its product ninjurin 1 (gene ninj1). Gene Ontology annotation, cellular component: membrane. The record is from RefSeq and is a predicted model, not a curated record. The transcript is spliced from 3 exons. Gene Ontology annotation, biological process: tissue regeneration; cell adhesion. NCBI's taxonomy places the organism in Eukaryota, Metazoa, Chordata, Actinopteri, Cypriniformes, Catostomidae. Bases 66 to 503 code for a protein of 145 amino acids.